UUGUCAGCCUGGCACAUAUAUAACCAGUCAGUGUUGUGGUUGUCGGACAGUACACAAGACAAACAUACAGAUAGACAGGGGACGAAGGGACCAGCUACUGGAUCAGAGAACACAACAGUCGCCAUGGGAGCCUCAAUUGUGGAAUACUUUACUUGCCUUCUGCUUCUUCUGGCAUUGACCAAGGUCCAUGGAGGUCCAGUCUACAGCUCCAUGAUAUCAUCAGACCUGUCCGAUCUAAAGGGUCUCCUGGAACGCUUAGAAGAUAAGAUUCCCAUAGAAGAACCAGAAGUCCCAGCACAAGACUUAUUUAUGGGAAACUACGAUUCAUCUGAUUCCCUCCAGUCUUCAAAUGCAGCUCCAUCCUGGCCUGGAGAAGCCGCCCACCCGCCUGCAGACAUGGGCUAUAACAGAGGGCCCUGGGCCCAGGCUGAUAGAAUCUCUCCACUGAAGAAUAAGCUGCGAGAGCUGUUGAACGCCCCCCGGAGCAUGAGGCGGUCUUCAGACUGCUUCGGGUCUCGGAUUGACAGAAUCGGGGCUCAGAGUGGCAUGGGAUGCGGCCGUCGGUUUUCAAGAGAAAGUGAAGCACAACAAGUACAGAACUAAAAGAUGAUCAGCGCCAACGUCAGGAGCCCGGUUCAUCAUUCUAAAAGGGACAGUCACCCCAAAAAUGAAAAAACAAACAAAAAACAUGUCAAGUCAUUCAAGAUUGUAGUCCGUGGCUUCGUAGCUACAGCAGGAAAAUGGACGAUGAUGAAUACGGACACCUCUGGGGGUUGUGAUCCAGCUUUUCUAGAGUCCUGAAUUUCUCAUCUGCCUAAUUAUGCAGACAUAUUGACUGAACUUGCUUGCAAAAUUGUGCGAGUUUCACUGAACGCAUCUGGAGCCAAUCCGUCACGCUCGUGUGAAACGUCCGGUCUAGAUAUUCUGUUUGUACCUUGAAGAUAACUGUUGGGCAAUUGGAUGAAACUACUGCAAACUAAAUAAAUAAUUUAAUUGCAACACUAGAAAAUCUGUGUGCCUGAAUUUCACUGCAGGUACAUUGGCUGAUGUCAGCCCUUGAUUGGCA
Bufo gargarizans (Asiatic toad) is the source of this 1066-nucleotide messenger RNA. RefSeq names its product natriuretic peptide A (gene NPPA). The transcript is spliced from 3 exons. Gene Ontology annotation, cellular component: cytoplasm; nucleus; extracellular region. The coding region runs from base 124 to 603 and encodes 159 amino acids. Gene Ontology annotation, biological process: negative regulation of systemic arterial blood pressure; neuropeptide signaling pathway; cGMP biosynthetic process. Gene Ontology annotation, molecular function: hormone receptor binding; hormone activity. NCBI's taxonomy places the organism in Eukaryota, Metazoa, Chordata, Amphibia, Anura, Bufonidae. The record is from RefSeq and is a predicted model, not a curated record.